Messenger RNA from Gadus morhua (Atlantic cod), 1506 nucleotides. RefSeq names its product claudin-20-like. Gene Ontology annotation, cellular component: bicellular tight junction; membrane. NCBI's taxonomy places the organism in Eukaryota, Metazoa, Chordata, Actinopteri, Gadiformes, Gadidae. Gene Ontology annotation, molecular function: structural molecule activity. The record is from RefSeq and is a predicted model, not a curated record. Bases 439 to 1398 code for a protein of 319 amino acids. The transcript has a single exon.
UGCUGGGAGGGCUGGUGAUGAUGAGGGGGAGGACACCGGGAAUUCGCAGCCCGGAACGGUAGAUGGUGAGGGGGAAAAACCGGCCAGCUCGGGGAUCUGCGGCGGGAAGGUGGCCGGUUACGGACCGGACUCGACCAGACCCAACCGGGACCGGACUGGAUUGGACGAGUGCCAGGAACGCACUAGGACGGGGACCUCUCUGAAUCCGAACCAAACAGGGGCCCAGAUCGGAACCGGACCCGGACCUGAAGGAUCCGGACCAAACCUGACGCGACCGGACUACCCUCGCCCACUCUAGACUGGACCUGAAGGAUCCGGACCAAACCUGACCAGACCGGACUACCCUCGCCCACUCUAGACUAGACCGGACCCGAACCAAAGACCAGACCGGACCGGACCACCACACCGGGGCGGCGACCACAGACCGGCAGCGGCGCCAUGCUCUCCUCGGCGCUGCAGAUCCUGGCCUUCGCCCUGGCCCUGCUGGGCGUGCUCGGCGCCACGGUGGCCACGCUGUCGCCCAACUGGAAGGUGAGCGCCGACGUGGGCGCCAACAUCAUGACGGCCGUGUCCCAGAUGCAGGGCCUGUGGAUGGACUGCACCUGGUACACCACCGGGGUGUUCAGCUGCUCCCUGAAGCACUCGGUGCUGGCGCUGCCGGCCCACCUGCAGGCGGCGCGCACCUCCAUGGUGCUGAGCUGUAUGGCGGGCUCCCUGGGCCUCUGCCUGGCCGCCCUGGGCCUCAAGUGCACCCGCUGGGGGGGCGGGCGGCGGGCCAAGGCCCACACGGCCGUGGCGGCCGGCGGCUGCUUCGUGUUUGCGGGCGUCCUCUGCCUGGUUCCCGCCUCCUGGUUCACCAGCGAGGUCAUCACCGCCUUCCUGGACGCCAGCGUGCCCGACAGCGGGAAGUACGAGCCCGGCGGCGCCGUCUACGUCACCUUCAUCUCGGCCGGGUUCCUGCUGGCGGCCGGCGUGCUGUUCUGCAUGUCGUGCCCCGGGAGCGGGUCGUCGACGCACCACGACGACGGCUACACCGCCACCUCCGCCGCCUCCUUCUGCGCCACCUCCUCCUCCGCCGCCUCCGCCGCCGCCGCCAUCGACCCGGAGAAACUGAGGCAGCGGGAGAAGGAGGAGCAGGAGAGGGAGGAGAAGAAGAAGAAGGAGAGGGAGGAGGAGGAGGAGAGGAAGAGGAGGGAGGAGGAGAAGAAGAGGAAGGAGGAGGAGGAGGCGGAGGAGGAGAGACGCAGGGUCCAGCAGCAGGAGCAGGAGAAGAAGAAGAAGAAGAAGGCGGCGGAGGAGUCGACUCCUCGGGAGAGGGAGAGGCAGUACUACUCCCCGUCCCGCGCCCCACCGUCCUCCAACCUUAAGGGUCGCUACAGCCUGCAGGACUACGUCUGAACCCCCGCCGAACCCCUACUCUGCCUGAUGCACAUGGAGCUAGCCCUGACCAGACCCUGCUUGGCUGCCUGGGUUUUGUGGCUGCUUUCUGCCUUUCUGCAUUGAGGA